Molecule: messenger RNA, 1499 nt
Organism: Phaethon lepturus (White-tailed tropicbird)
Lineage: Eukaryota; Metazoa; Chordata; Aves; Phaethontiformes; Phaethontidae
Gene: POSTN
Product: periostin, osteoblast specific factor
Exons: 10
Coding region: 36-1499 (487 amino acids)
Biological process (GO): cell adhesion; extracellular matrix organization
Cellular component (GO): extracellular matrix
Molecular function (GO): cell adhesion molecule binding
Source: RefSeq, a predicted model, not a curated record
CUUCUAGACUUGCCAGAAGCAACAGAGGACUAAAGAUGAAGAUUUUUUUCUUAUUCACCUUUUCCACUUUUAUGUUGUCUGCUUUUGAACAAGCAGCUGCUUCUGCUCACUAUGACAAGAUUUUAACGCAUAGUCGAAUAAGGGCACGCGACCAAGGCCCAAAUGUCUGUGCCCUUCAGCAAGUUAUGGGAACAAAAAAGAAAUACUACAGCACCUGCAGAAACUGGUACCAGGGAGCCAUCUGUGGAAAGAAAGCAACUGUCUUAUAUGAAUGCUGUCCUGGCUAUAUGAAGAUGGAUGGUAUGAGAGGAUGCCCUGCAGUUGCUCCAAUUGAUCAUGUAUAUGGUACACUUGGUAUUGUGGGAGCUACCUCCACACAGCAGUAUUCUGACAUGUCAAAGCUGAGAAAAGAGAUUGAGGGACGAGGAUCAUUCACUUUCUUUGCACCAAGCAAUGAAGCCUGGGAGCAACUAAAUUCAGAAAUUCACAGGAAUUUGGUUGACAAUGUAAAUAUUGAACUGUAUAAUGCUCUCCACCACCACAUGGUAAACAAGCGCAUGUUGACAAAAGAUCUUAAGAAUGGCAUGACUCUGGUGUCUAUGUAUAAUGACCAGAAAUUGCUUAUUAACCAUUAUCCUAAUGGGGUUGUUACUGUUAACUGUGCCAGGGUCAUCCAUGGCAACCAGAUCGCUACCAAUGGUGUUGUUCAUGUCAUUGAUCGUGUCCUGACCGCUGUUGGAAAUACCAUUCAAGAUUUCAUUGAAGUUGAGGAUGAUCUUUCAUCUCUUAGAGCUGCUGCCAUCACGUCAGAUGUCUUGGAUAUUCUUGGAAGGCCUGGUCAUUACACACUCUUUGCUCCUACUAAUGAAGCUUUUGAGAGACUGCCAAGGGGACUCUUAGAAAGGAUCAUGGGUGACAAGGUGGCUUCUGAAGCUCUCGUAAAGUUCCAUAUUUUAAAUACUCUCCAGUGCUCUGAAGCCAUCACAGGAGGAGCUGUCUAUGAAACCUUGGAAGGAAACACAGUUGAAGUUGGUUGUGAUGGUGAAAGUCUGACUGUGAAUGGAGGGAAGAUGGUGAAACGCAAAGAUAUUGUGACAAGCAAUGGCGUUAUCCACCUCAUUGAUGAAGUGCUGAUUCCUGAUUCUGCCAAGCAAGUCAUUGAGCUUGGGGGUGCCCAGCAGACUACUUUUACAGACCUCGUGGCACAGCUAGGACUGGCAUCUUCUCUAAGACCAGAAGGCCAAUACACUCUCCUAGUACCUCUGAAUGGUGCUUUCUCAGAUGACACCUUAAGGAUGGAUCAACGCCUUCUUAAAACAAUCCUGCAGAAUCACAUUAUAAAAGUGAAAGUUGGGCUCAAUGAACUGUACAAUGGACAAGAGCUGGAGACAAUUGGAGGAAAACUGCUUAGAGUCUUUGUGUAUCGCACAGUAAGUGAAUGGGGCUUUCUAACAAUCCCAACUAUGAAAAUUAAGAGUCAUGAAAGAAUGAAAGAAUAA